UCAGCAACAGCCUGCCUCACUGCCUGAUAGUCAGCCGCGGCAGGUCACAGUGAAAUAAAUCUAUCUUUUUUUUUUCCCCCAAGAGAAAUGCUAUUGCGGCGGAUGUGUAAAAUGGAAGUAGCCCAAAAACCCGCGACCAAUACAUUUCCACCCGCGACAUCGUAUUCAAAGUAGCAACAUUUCUGGAAACCGGCUGACAUGGCAAUCUUGCUUUUCGUAACUCUGCUAGUCCGGAUGGAACGCACCUACACAAUCAAGGAUUAGCUGUCGACUACCGAUCAAUCGAACUAAGAGCGGAAGUCGGAGAAUGCACGAUGACAAGAAGCUCGCUUGAUAUUAAAGAAACAAAAGCCCCAAAUAGCUAUCGCAUAAGUUUUCCAACAGAACGGUUAAUACACGUGUGUUUCUAGUAAAUGUUUAAAUAUUUGUUCAUCCAAAAGAGGGGAUUAGACAUUUGAAGAAAAAAAGGAUGGACCCAGCCUUGUUGAGAGAGCGGGAGCUCUUUAAGAAGAGGGCUCUCUCUCAGCCCACGGUCGAGAAGAGACCUGCAGCCUCCGAGUCGGGCGGUUCCAAGAAGAAGAAGUCCAAAGCUGACAAAGAGGCCUCCGGGUCCAAACAUGGCGCAGACACCAGUAAUGGUAACUUUAACCUGAAGGCUCUGACAGGCAGCUCUGGCUACAAGUUUGGUUGCCUGGCUAAGAUAGUCAACUACAUGAAGACCAGACACCAGCGUGGUGAUACUCACCACUUGACUGUGGAGGAGAUUCUAGAUGAGACCAAACUACUGGACAUCGGCAUGAAGCAGAAACAAUGGCUGAUGACUGAGGCGCUGGCCAGUAACCCUAAGAUAGAGGUGAGGGAUGGGAAAUAUGCCUUCAAGCCCAAAUAUCACCUGAAGGACAAAAAAGCCCUGCUCAGACUGUUGGAUAAACAUGACCAGCUGGGACUGGGAGGAUUACUGCUAGACGAUGUGGAGGAGGGACUACCUAACUCUGCCAAGGCACUAAAGGUUUUGGGAGACCAGAUCAUCUUUGUGACAAGACCAGACAAGAAGAAGAUUCUGUUCUAUAACGAUAAACACUGCCAGUUUACAGUUGACGAAGAGUUCACCAAGCUGUGGCGGAGUAUCCCAGUGGACUCUAUGGAUGAAGAGAAGAUAGAGGACUAUCUCAAGAGACAAGGCAUCUCCUCCAUGCAGGAGACUGGACCCAAGAAAGUUUUACCAAUCAAGAGGAAGAAGCCAGGUGGACAGAAGAAGAGACGCUUCAAGACUCACAACGACCAUCUGGCUGGAGUACUGGAGGACUACUCAGAGGGCGUACCUGCUAAGAAGUGAUGUCACUUCCUGGUUAUACCCCUCCCACUUCCUCUUCCCUGGCCCAGUGAGAGAGGGGUGACCUGGGAGUUGUUGUUUUUGUAGUUUGUUUUGGCCGGAAAUAAACUUUUUUUUAUUUGUCUCACCAAAACUACAAUGAAGAUGAGAAGAGACAAUGGCGGUGUCUCAAAAGUGUGAACUUGCUUCCUUUUCUUGUGUCCUUUCCUCCCUGAUGAUAAAGGAGAGGAGAUGAGGAAAGGAAGCCAUUUUAGAACAUUGAGACACAAGAUGGCUGACUGAUAGACUGAAGUGAAGUCCUUGCCAAACACACCGACCCAAAGAGGCGCUCGCUGUCCUUUUUGAGAAUACUGUACCAGUUUGGUUCUAAGCAGGAAUACAAAAGGAGAAUGGCUUUAGGGAAGCAAAAAUUCCGGUUAAAUUUCCCAGAAAUCCCAGGUUUUCCAGAAAUCCCAGUUGGAAUAUUCCUGUAAUGACAAAUUCCCUGGAAUCUGGUAAUACUCCAAUGGGGAUGUCUGGAAAACAUAGGGGAUUCUGGGAAGGUUCCAACCUUAGAAGGGGUUGUAUGUGUAAAUGUCUGGCACACGAUGGACACUGUGCGUGUGAUAUUGGAGAGAGAGAAUGUGUUUGAAAGUGUUUAAAAAAAAUAAUAGCAGUCUUAUCUGUUGUGGUUGUUCCUUAUAUUCAUUUACAACAGUGGUCACCAAUGGCAACCUGGUAAAAAUACAGGUUGUGCAGGGUUUUGCUCCAGACCUGCACAAACACUCCUGAUUUUAGCUAAACAACUCGUAGAAUCUACAAUGUUUACUCAGACAAACACUAGCCUGGUCCCUGGUCUUUGUGCUGUCAUUCCAAACGACAUGACAAGGAGUCAUAGCAGAGUUGAAACCAGGCUAGACAAACCCCCAACUCCCAUAGGAACCUUUCAGCCCCGGAAAACUUACAGUAUAUACUACACAGCUAAUAAAGUGUUCAUCAGUAUAUACUACACAGCUAAUAAAGUGUUCAUCAGUAUAUACUACACAGCUAAUAAAGUGUUCAUCAAUACUUUGAUUGGGUGAAUCGGUUGUGUUAGUGCAGGGCUAGAACAAAAGCCUACACACCCUGUAUCUCUCCACUUCCUGGUUGGGUCUCGGAGCAUGUUACACACAGUACCUUUUCCUGAUGGCCUUUCUUCUGACGGACACACAAUAAAGUCAUAGAAAACACA
Salvelinus fontinalis (brook trout) is the source of this 2543-nucleotide messenger RNA. RefSeq names its product general transcription factor IIE subunit 2-like. The record is from RefSeq and is a predicted model, not a curated record. The transcript is spliced from 8 exons. The coding region runs from base 470 to 1336 and encodes 288 amino acids. Gene Ontology annotation, cellular component: transcription factor TFIIE complex. Gene Ontology annotation, biological process: transcription initiation at RNA polymerase II promoter. NCBI's taxonomy places the organism in Eukaryota, Metazoa, Chordata, Actinopteri, Salmoniformes, Salmonidae.